Molecule: messenger RNA, 872 nt
Organism: Oppiella nova
Lineage: Eukaryota; Metazoa; Arthropoda; Arachnida; Sarcoptiformes; Oppiidae
Source: the annotation of a GenBank genome assembly
CAAAAACAUCGAAAUCCCCAUAGAAAUACAUUAAGUCUACGAGAAGUUCUCUUAAUUUAUUUUUUCUUUAUUUUAGGUCAAUUGGUCAUUAGAUCAAUUUGUCAAUAUUAGGUCAAUUGGUUAUUAGGUCAAUUGGUCAUUAGAUCAAUUGGUAAUUUUUAGGUCAAUUGGUUAUUAGGUCAAUAGACCCGCACCCUAAAUAAUUAACUCACAACUAUGCAAAUGUGUUUGUCCCACAGAGUAUGGCAGUAGUAUUUGGGGUACUCUACUACGGACAGGGAUAUGACUACUCCAACGUCAGUAAUAUCAAUGGGGCUCUUAAUAUGAUAUUACAGGAACCUUCAAUGGCACAGUCAAUGGUCGCUCUAAGUACAUUAAUAGGAGAGGAAGCCUUACUUUGUAGGGAACACCACAACCGUACGUACGCCUUGUUCCCAUAUAUAUUGGCGACCAUUAUUACCCAGUACACCUACUUUGGUCAACAGACUGACCAAUUGUACACCAUUGGGGUGUACAGGAAUUUAAGGGAAGGGAAAGGGAAUCCCUUUAAGCAAAAAUUAAGGGAAAGGGAAGGGAAAGGGAAUGAAAAUCAGGAAAUCGGAUUCACACAAAACAGAAGGAGUAAUACCCCGUUCUGCUGGACUUCAGACUUAAGUCAUAACAGGUUUUACAGUGUUUUACAGUCAAGACUUGAGUCCCGACUCAGAAAUGACUCAAAUGUUGAGAAUUUCACGACGAAAGUGUUCUCUGACUGUAAACGUCGGUUGAAACAAAUCGUGUUGUUGUAUAUACGAGGAAAUGGAUGCAAUGGUCUGCUGACUGACUGUCUGUCCAUUCAUGAGUACCACUCCAUUGACGGACAGUUGCCGUGA